CAUAGGACUCUGCUUGAAAACUUCAUUAUAUUGAUCAUUGUUCUAUAUAUUUUUUAAUGGGUAUGCAUUUGAAUAGAGAGGUUACUGUUAAGGUUAUGCUUCAAGUUUUUAUAGUUUUGGCCUUGUCUAGGAUUUCAACUUCAGAUGAACCACCUGCAAAUUUUGUCUUUGGAGAUUCGCUUGUUGAUGUGGGGAACAACAAUUACAUUGCUUCCCUCUCAAAGGCUAACUUCAUGCCCUUUGGCAUUGACUUUGGAAGUCCAACAGGAAGGUUCACAAAUGGAAGAACCAUUAUUGACAUCAUAGGUCAGGAACUGGAUUUUGGUUUGACACCACCUUAUUUGGCACCCACUACAGUUGGAUCAGUGGUUCUGAAGGGUGUUAACUAUGCCUCUGGUGCAGGUGGAAUUCUCAAUGCCACUGGAAAAGUACUAGGUGAUCGAAUCAACUUCGACGCGCAGAUAGAUAACUUUGCAAAUAACAGGCAGGACAUAAUCUCCAGCAUUGGUAUUCCUGAGGCUCUCAAUCUAUUCAACAGGGCAAUUUUUUCAGUAACAAUAGGUUCAAACGACUUCAUCAACAACUAUUUAACACCAACAGUCUCAAUGGAUGAUCAGAAAUUUGCAUCACCAGAACUCUUUGUGGUCACCUUAAUGUCAAAGCUCAGAGAACAGCUCACUAGGCUAUUCAAUUUGGGUGCCAGAAAAAUUGUGGUGACAAAUGUAGGGCCGAUUGGGUGCAUACCAAGUCAAAGGGAUACAAACCCAUCUGCUGGAGAUUACUGUGUUAGUUUACCCAAUCAGCUAGCACAGUUAUAUAACAACCAGUUGAAAUCCCUCAUUGCAGAGCUCAGCUCAAAUCUGAAGGGUUCAAUGUUUGUUUAUGCUGAUGUGUACCACAUUUUAGAAGACAUGCUCAACAAUUACAUAGUAUAUGGUUUUGAGAACCCAUCUUCUUCUUGCUGUUACAUGGCUGGGCGAUUUGGAGGUUUGAUUCCUUGUGGUCCAACAUCGACGGUUUGCUGGGACAGGUCCAAGUAUGUGUUUUGGGACCCUUACCAUCCCACUGAUGCAGCAAAUGUUAUCAUCGCUAAGCGCUUGUUAGAUGGUGAUCAGAAUGACAUUUUCCCAAUGAAUAUUCGCCAACUCUUUCAAUCUUGAGUAUCUCAUUGUUCUGAUGUUAAAAAAAAAAAGUAUCUCAUUGUUCUGCUGAAAUGGAUGUUUGAGGGGAGAAUCUAGGAGACGAAUAUGAAUUUUGUAUUAGCACAUAGGAAGACUGAUCUUUUCGGCCAUGUUUGUUUAUCCUUUGCAUCAAUGUAAAGUGCAUCACAACACCUUCAAAACAAAUAGUGAAACAUGGUAUCUAAACAAUCACUUUGCUGUUGGAAAAACAUCGUGUAUAUUAAUUUAU
Molecule: messenger RNA, 1410 nt
Organism: Lotus japonicus
Lineage: Eukaryota; Viridiplantae; Streptophyta; Magnoliopsida; Fabales; Fabaceae
Product: GDSL esterase/lipase At4g16230-like
Exons: 5
Coding region: 57-1160 (367 amino acids)
Molecular function (GO): hydrolase activity, acting on ester bonds
Source: RefSeq, a predicted model, not a curated record